This is a messenger RNA of Spirometra erinaceieuropaei, 6104 nucleotides long. The record is from the annotation of a GenBank genome assembly. Lineage: Eukaryota; Metazoa; Platyhelminthes; Cestoda; Diphyllobothriidea; Diphyllobothriidae.
AUGAAUUCGUCCAAAGUCAGUGUUGGUGCAGGGAAGUUGCCUCUUCAUUUGCAGGUAGUGCAAUCGAAAGUUAAUCCUUACUGUUCUUAGAGUGCACAAACUCGUCUCCACCUUAAAGGAGGCACAAUUGUUAACGAUGACCGUAAAUUCGUUGCUGAUAUCUACAUAGAGGAUGGUGUCAUCAAGUACCAUUUAUGUUUACUUUUAUUCAACUCUGCUCAGGCAGGUCGGGACAAAUUUGAGCAUUCCCGGCGGCGUCAGGACCGUGGACGUUAGGGGAAAACUUGUAAUGCCAGGCGGAAUCGAUACACAUACACACAUGGAAAUGCCUUUUAUGGGUACAUACUCUGCGGAUGAUUUUUAUUCCGGUACAAAGGCGGCAUUGGCCGGUGGCACAACAAUGAUAAGUAGGCAUCUGGUAAAUCUUACCCCAAACUUUUAGUCGAUUUCGUAUGCCCCGCACGUGGCUCCUCCAUCCUCGAGGCGUAUGAACAAUAUCGAGAAAAGGCAGAUUCGAAAGUUUGUUGUGACUACGCUCUACAUGUCAUUGUCCCUCAUUUUAAUGAAAAACUCUCAAAUGAAAUGGAAGUUCUAACGAAGGAGAAGGGAGUUAAUUCUUUCAAAUCUUUCCUGGCCUAUCCGGGCGUCUUCAUGCUUGAAGAUGAUGAACUUUAUGACUUUUUCUGCCGCUGCCGAGAACUGGGGGCCCUCGCUCAAGUUCAUGCAGAAAACGGGAAAUUGAUCUCCCGCAAGCAAGAGGAGGUUAUUCAACGUGGUAUUCUUGGUCCCGAAGGGCAUUCGUUUUCGAGGCCUGAAGCGGUAUGUCGUAAAACCGGUCUGGUUCAAUCCGUACAUGCUAAUACGUACUUGUAAGAGGCCUAUGUUAUAAUACCACAUCUACAGGGGGUUCUCUCUGAUAAUACCGAACUGUCUUUUAUUGGGACUUUUUCUUGGAGAGUCCGUUUUAUUCAUAUAGAAAAACAAGCACUUAACCAACCAUGCACUUCGUUUUCGUCUUCUUGGGGCCCUUUGGAACAAAUCACGGCCUUUUAUUUGUUAACUGUCGCUCAAUCCAAUGUCACUUGCAAAUGUUUCCCUGCUGCGUUGGCUCGGUAUAACUGACUGUCUCAUUUACUCGUUCAUUAAUCGGAGCCUGUGAUUUUCUUCUCCAGUUUAGGAUGUAGUUUCGGUGGUUUAGAUAUCUAGCUUUCCCUUGUGUUCGUCUUUCUUUUAAUUAGCCUUCCCGAUAAUAACCAUGCAGCACAGAUUUAUCCACCAAAAUGCUUUUGUUUAUAAAGGCUGAAGUUGAGGCAACCUCUCGUGCCAUCACAUUGGCGGACACUGCCAACUGUCCGCUCUAUGUUGUACACGUGAUGAGUGCCCUCGCUGCAAAGAAAAUCGCCGAAGCUCGUCAAGAUGGUGUUCUUGUCAUCGGUGAGGCAAUUGCUGCUGGCCUUGGCACCGAUGGAAGUCAUUAUCUUGACAAAUGUUGGCGCAGUGCCGCAGGCUACGUUAUGAGUCCGCCUCUAAGAAUGAAUCCUGAGACUCCGAAACUCCUAAUGAAAGCACUGGCCAAUGGACACCUUGAGUGCACGGGCACUGACCACUGUGUGUUUAAGGCCGACCAAAAAGCCCUUGGAAAGGAUGAUUUCCGGAAAAUUCCGAACGGCGUCAAUGGUGUUGAGGACCGUAUGUCGGUUAUCUGGGAAAAGGGUGUGGUAAGUACCACUAACGCCCUGCAUUUUAGCUGUAUUCCGUCUUCAUUUUUAAAUGCUCGUUGCUCAUUUAGACUAUUGCCGUCCGGCUGUACGGUCGUUUGACCCUUGCUUUUGGUCGAUUGUUUUACACGUUGGCGUUUGAUGUGGUUUCCUCUCAAGUGACUUGCGCGCACUCCUAGACUUUUCUAGCAGCAGCUCUCGCGGUUGGUGGGAUUCAACUUACUUCCUAGUAUUAUAUCUGUGUUGUUUUUUCACAUUUCGGCAUAUUUGUCUGUUUCCGCGACAGUCUUAUUCCCACUUAUAUUGUUGUGGUUAGGAGGCCUAUUUGAGGGACCCCAUGUAAUUGAUAGCUUUCAAACGCCUACUUGCACAUGUAACCGCGUUCAUAACUGUCUCAGUCGGCUUAAUGUUGCACAUUCACUUCAAAAAUCAUCACUCACUUCAGUCAGUCGGCAACAGAUUCCAAAGUCAAGUCCAGCCUUUUGCACGCCAGCUCCGUCGGUCUCACCACGUCCAUCUACGUUUUAAUGGGCCACUUCGGCGUCGUCGCCAGUCAUGGCCAGAUCCAGCCACAUUGACGUCCUGGAUGAUUUCACUGUCAAGCUGGUUCGACGCAUAGCCAAGGCAUUUCAGGCGACCUGUUAUGAGGAUCCGGUCGACCAUCGCUGCACGUGGGCUACUAUACGGUUAUUAGAGAUGCGAUCGGAGAAGGGAGCUCAAAAACCUCAAUCGGGAAUAAAACGGUUUAGUACAUAGGCCUCACAGGUCCGUAACACAAUGGACUUUGGAACCGGUAAACUAGCACAGGUGGUAUCCGUUAUAAGUGCAAGAUCGAAUAUAUCCAGACAAGUGGUAUGUUCUGAGCACACUGACCAUGUUUUACAUCUAUACGGAAAAAUUGUUUCAACAGAGGCCUCGUGUACCUUUGGCCUUGUCUACGAACUGAUAUCACGCAGCCUUUUUUUAUUUUCGAGGAAAUUACUGCGCGGACUUGGAGUAAACCACUCAGAGCAAGCCUUUUUAGGUAUGUUCUGAGAGUUGAUAUGAAUAUUUGGGCUAAGACCCGUCUGCCACGGUGGAAUAACCGCGUCAUAUUCACAAGCUGCCAACAGCCAGUCAGUAGUACGCAGAUGCUGAAUGAUUCACCACGAAAGCACAGGCACUAGCUAAAGUUCAGAUACGUGUUUGCAAAAUUGUCGACGAAUUCGGUCGGUCGUAUCCCUGGUUGAUCCGAUGGUCUAUUUCUCCCUUCCGUUGCCCGCCGGCGGAAAGUCCAACUCAAGGUGUCCGAAGCUGUCAAAUAACCCAAGAGCUUUAACGUCUAUCGGGCCAAGGCAUAUAUCGGACCGCAAAACUAGAGGUGGCCGCCUCCGUUUUUAAAUAAUUUGUUUUCAAAGUCACUUUUGCUUUUCAUGUCCAUCAGGGGUGCCACACAUUGCUCUUACGCAGAGUAGCUCACUAGUACUGCAUUUUGAACAGCACGCUGAAGUUCUGUAAUACAAUAACCACGGUUCAACAACGUUGGCUUAGUUUGCCAGUACUUUUUGAAUGAUCCGGCCAAGCUCGUAAUUAAAAACGUCUGGUGUGAUGACAGCCUGGCGGACGCCAAAGGCAACAUCAAAGAGUUCACUCGCCAUUCGCAUGAAUCUUUGUCUUUGUUCCGUGGUUUCAAGCUUCGAUCAAACAGUUUCUCAGUGACGUGCUCUCAUGCAACAUGAUGAGCCAUUGAAUCCCAAUAGGCAGAGUAAAAAUCAUAGGCAGGGUCUGCGAAACAGACGAGCGUGGACUGUCAAUAGCAUUGACGAUGUUUGAAGUCUCACUGAAGCAGGAAGCGCUUAUAUGCACAUCUUCACCCCAGAGUACUUCGUCUUUUCCCUCGUCCUUGCCGAAGGAUUUCAAGGUUGUGUAUUUUGACGGUCUGUCUUCUGCUUUACCGUUGCUUGUAUGCCGCGUAGUUGAACGAUUCGUAACCGAAUUUAACGUUGCACCCCGAGGCCAGAAAAAGUGUCACAUACUCGCAGGAGCGUAGCACAUGUCACUUCAUUUAAAGUAAUAUGUGACUAAAGCAUUAUUCGAAAAUGUCAACUCUUGACGCCUCAAGUCUCGUUUUCAACGCCAGUGCUGCCUUUGUGCUACUAUAAGGCUCCUCCGAGCUCCCUCAUCUGUUACUCGACGGUAGCGAUGAGUAUUCGGUAACUAUGAAACGAAGUAUGCAAUGGUACCGGAGUGUCGACUAUCAUUUAGUCUUCGUUUUAAUGCUCAGUGUUAAGUACGCAGUCUUACCGAGUUUACUUUUCCUAACGAUGCCUAAAAUUUAUUCAAGGUCGUGUAAUAUUUUACUAUCUGAUGGUAGAAGAGCGCUCACCGAGCCAGGGUUUGUCCGACUGGCCCUUUUUGAUACCGGGUUUUUAAUUUUAUCCCCCCACAGGUCACCGGUAUUAUUGACCCCUGCAAGUUCGUUGCCAUCACCAGUACCAAUGCUGCAAAAAUCUUCAACAUCUAUCCGCGUAAAGGCCGUAUUGAAGUGGGAAGUGAUGCAGACCUUGUGGUUUGGGAUCCUGAAGCCGAGCGUACUAUUUCUGCCUCGACCCAUCACCAGAAUGUUGACUUUAACAUUUUCGAGGGAAUGCGUUGCCAUGGUGUUCCGCAAAUAGUGAUCACAAAUGGACAUAUCGUCCUGGAGGAUGGUGACCUGAAAGUUAGUCAAGGGACUGGCCGUUUUGUGCCAACCCCACCAUUUUCGCCCUACGUCUACUCAAAAGUUGAAGGAAGGCAAAAGGUUUGUCCUGGUUCUCCAGUGCAUUAUUAUUCCUAAACCAGGGAUUUCCAUCUUACGGACGUACGAGCCGUGAACGAUUAACUCUUUAGAAGCUUUCAUUUGACAUUCAUGGGUAGCCUUAUAAUCCUUGAAUUUUAGUUGCGUGAGCGAAUUCCUGUCAAACGUGAACCUUACACUGGUCCCGUGGCCGAUUUGGGCGCUGCUCUGCAAGCUGUCGACAUCAAGGAAGUUUCAGCCAACGGUAAGGGCGAUCGCAUCCAGCCCUUCACUCACCAGCGUCCGCCCACGAGUGCCGGUGGACGCAACAUGCAGGAUUCCAGCUUUGCCCUGAGCGGUAAGUGCGCGCUGUCCUGCAUCUCCUUGUACACCUGUCUCUUAUCGCUUCAGCACUUCCAUAGGACAGUCAUUUUCCAGUCUUCAUUAUCGGUAGAUUGUCCGACUGUUAAAAGUACUAGUCUCACGGUUUUCCGUCUAUGAUGGAUCCGACCCACCAUCGUGCAUUUACAUAUGUCCGCGCAGGAAGGGAACACUCGUGCAUCUACCUCCAAGCUGUGUACUUGUGAGUUGACGCGAGCAUUUUUUCCACCUAGGCUGGCUUCUUGCAUUCUGCGGUCAUAUCUUAACUCUGCCACCACAUGUGCUUGGGGAUCGUUGCAUCUUCACAGAUGGCCUCACGACAGUUUAGUGUGUCGCAAGUCGACUUACUGUUUGCUGUCUUACGCCCGAUUAGUCUGUGAGUGCUAUAUCCUCAGACCUCACAACUACUUACUUAGAUUUGCCGUAUUAUAAAAUAGGCUCUUGCGUCCAGCGUGUCAACGGGUUUUCAUCUAACUACUGUCAAUGGCGACGUAGGCCUUCAAGUUUUUUUAAGUUAGCCUUGGCGCCCGGAUUUUCUUGACCUCACAUUUAGUGAGUAAUAAAUAGAUGUUGAUACAUUUUACCUUGCCCUCCACAAAUGUAGCGCUUUGAGAUUUUCUUGGACAUUUUAAAAACAUUGUGGCUCCAUAAGGUCCCUUUCUUUUGGUAAAGAGGGUCUUUUCGGCAGUUUUUUUCUUUAUAUCCUGCCCGCGUCUCAGUAUUACGAUCGCCUGUAUUGAGAACUCGGUCAUAAAAACUCACUUAAGUAGACCUCACAUGAUCCAUGUCGAACGGUUUCUAGGUUUGGCAGACCGCUGUCUCGCAAAUUUUCAGGCCUCAGUUAUCAUGUAAAGCCUUCGGUCCCGCUCCGGACCCUUCGUCUUUACUUUUUAACCACUUAACAGCGAUUGGUGUCCUUUCAGGCUCUCAAGUCGAUGAUGCUGUACCGGUGCGGUCAACCAUCCGAACACAACAGCCGCCAGGUGGAGCUUCAAGAUCUUUGUGGUAGGCCAACCCAGCCUCCGUGGACUAUCAAGGCUUUUCACGCUUGGGUCAAACCCUCACCACUCACUAUACGUCCUCUUAUCAUGUUCCCAAAUUCCUCGAACAGCUCCUCGUCAGUUUCGUAUAAUCUCUUUACCUCUUCUCUCUAGCUUCCUUAUAAUGUGCUCUUUUUGCGAAUACUCAGUGAUUUUGCAAAGAUACCUUGUGACUUUUCGUCUUCCCUCUUUUACGAAAGAGCUACUUGA